This is a messenger RNA of Phascolarctos cinereus (koala), 1388 nucleotides long. RefSeq names its product olfactory receptor 4D1-like. The record is from RefSeq and is a predicted model, not a curated record. Gene Ontology annotation, molecular function: G protein-coupled receptor activity; olfactory receptor activity. Gene Ontology annotation, biological process: G protein-coupled receptor signaling pathway. Gene Ontology annotation, cellular component: membrane. Lineage: Eukaryota; Metazoa; Chordata; Mammalia; Diprotodontia; Phascolarctidae.
UCCUCACUCAUACUCCUUAUGAGUCUGAUUUCUAACUUUAGUCAUUCCUUAUUCCUUCUAAAUGUCCCUCCUGGGGUCCAGCCUGUAUGUGUGAGGUCCAGGUUGAGUGUGAGUGAACGAGCAAGGAACUGGUUACCCAUGAAGAUGUGAAGCCCUAAAUCCCCUCUGUCCUGGACUAAAGGUAUUUUUGAGAGGGGAACUUCAAGUUCAUGGAUCUUGGGAAUCUUACUAUGGUAUCUGAGUUUGUCUUCUUGGGUCUCUCACAAAUAUGGGAGUGGCAGAGUUUCCUGUUCCUGGUGUUUCUGUUUGUCUAUACUACUACAAUACUGGGCAACAUCCUCAUUAUGGUCACAGUGACCUUUGAUUCCCGGCUUCACACUCCCAUGUAUAUCCUACUUCGAAACCUGGCCUUCCUGGACCUGAGUUCUUCCUCAGUUACUACCCCUAAGAUGUUGAUUGACUUCCUCUCAGAGACCAAGACCAUUUCAUACAGUGGCUGCAUGACCCAGAUUUUCUUCUUCCACUGCAUUGGAGGGGCUAACCUGUUUUUCCUCUCAGUGAUGGCAUAUGACCGCUAUAUUGCUAUCUCCCGUCCUCUCCAUUAUGUCUCUAUCAUGAAUACACAAUUAUGUGUGGGACUGAUGGUAGCUGCUUGGGUGGUAGGCUGUUUACAUUCAUCUAUUCAGUUGAUUCUUCUUCUCCCAUUGCCAUUCUGUGGCCCCAACCUCAUAGAUAACUUCUAUUGUGACAUCCCUCAGGUUCUAAGACUGGCCUGUACUGAUACCUCCCUCCUGGAGCUCCUAAUUAUCACCAACAGUGGGUUGCUGGUCAUCAUCUGGUUCAUCAUCUUGAUGGUCUCCUAUACAGUCAUCCUAGUGGUGCUGGGAUCCCACUCAAGAGAGGGGAGGAGAAAGGCUGCCUCCACUUGUACCACUCACAUCAUUGUGGUAGCACUGCAUUUUGUGCCUUGUAUCUACACCUAUGCUCGGCCCUUCACCACCUUCCCCACAGACAAAGUCAUUUCCAUCAGCUACACAGUCAUGCCCCACAUGUUGAACCCCAUGAUUUAUACUCUACGGAACCAAGAGGUGAAGUCAGCUGUGAGACGGUUGUGGACACAACACUCAUUGCCUAGAAGAGAUUGACCAUCAUGGUUCAUGAGGGAUAUUUUGAGACAACCUAUUGCACUCAGUCUCUCUCUCUUUAACCCUUAGGCUUUAAAGAGUUGGGGUGUAUAUGAAUAAGAGAACCAGGGUACAUUGGUAUCCAGUUCAAUAAACAUUUAGUAAAACAUCUUCAGUGGGCAAAGCACUGUAUUAAGUGCGAGGAAUCAUAAAACAGAUCCUGUCCACAAGGAAUUUGUCAUCUUCUGGGAGUGGGAGUAAUAU